Molecule: messenger RNA, 2436 nt
Organism: Eurypyga helias (sunbittern)
Lineage: Eukaryota; Metazoa; Chordata; Aves; Eurypygiformes; Eurypygidae
Product: nicotinamide phosphoribosyltransferase-like
Exons: 3
Coding region: 75-452 (125 amino acids)
Biological process (GO): NAD+ biosynthetic process
Molecular function (GO): nicotinamide phosphoribosyltransferase activity
Source: RefSeq, a predicted model, not a curated record
UUUUAUGGAAAAAUGGAAUGGCCUAGAAGUAUGUUCCAUCAUAAUUUUCUUUUUCUUACUAGAUUGUGGAGGGAAUGAAGAAGAAUAAAUGGAGUAUUGAGAAUAUUGCCUUUGGAUCUGGUGGAGCUUUGUUGCAGAAACUAACCAGAGAUCUCCUAAACUGUUCCUUCAAAUGUAGCUACGUGGUGACCAACGGUCUCGGAGUGAAUGUCUUCAAGGAUCCAGUUGCCGAUCCCAACAAAAGGUCAAAGAAAGGGCGGCUAUCGUUGCAUAGGACACCCACUGGAGACUACGUGACGCUUGAAGAAGGCAAGGGAGACCUUGAAGAGUAUGGACAGGAUCUCCUCCAUACAGUAUUUAAGAAUGGGAAGGUAACGAAGUCAUAUUCAUUUGAUGAAGUAAGACAAAAUGCCAGGCUGAAGAACAGUGAACUAGAAAUGGCGUCUCACUAAGUUUCAUUCCAUGUCUGUGUAUGUGUGUGUGUAACAAGUACGUACCGCAUAGCUACUGGGUUUAUUGUACAGAUUUGUGUGUUUGUGUUUUAUGACAUUGUAGCCAAAUUAUUUGUUGGUUUAUGGACAUACUGCCCUAUCUUUUGCCAGUCUUUAGAAAAAGAUGAAAUCAAGAAAUGGUACUUGCAUUGUAAAACAUAUUUAAUGCUAAAGUGUGCUUUUUAGGGCCCUUUGCCAGUAGUGAUUCAAUCUGGUAUUGAUCUUUUCACAAAUGAGACAGAGCUGAGAAACUUUUUUAUAUAUAACAGAAUAUCACAAAAUGGAUUUACAUAAAAUUAUCAUGAUUGCUUUAUGUUUAUAUUUAACUUGUAUUUUUGUACAAACAAGAUUGUGUAAAAUAUAUUUAAAGUUUCAAUAAUUAAGUCUUUCCAACUUUACAUGAUUUUUAUGAGCACAGACUUUCAAGAAAAUAUUUGGUGGGGGGGGAAAUCCAUUGCCUUUUGUCCAUUAAUCAGCAAAUAAAACAUGGCCUUAAAGUUUGUUGUGACAUUGUACCAUUUGACGACAAAAUCAGGACUCGUAUCUCCUUAAGAUCCCAUAGAAUUGCUGACCUCACCGUUUCUUGUAGUUGUCUGUAUUAGUAAAUCUGCAUUAAAGAAAAUUACUGUUCUUACUAGAAGGCUUAGGUACUACACACCUUGCUGGCACGGUAAGGUAUGUAAAUGAAAUGCCAAAUUUGAAAGGAUUCUCUACUGCAACUUAACUUGCCAAGUCGAUCCCGCUUGGCAUAUGCACCUCAAUAUUUUAAGAGUAAAGUUUUUAAGAGAUCUCCUCUUCCACUAUAGAAUAUAUGUGUAAAAUACUGAAAUAUGGAAGCGGUGUAUUUUAAAGUAAUUACACUUCUGGGUUUAUUUUUCAUAUACUGUAAGUGACAGGACUUUAAAGCAAAAUACUGGACUGGGUAGUGCACUUUUUUACUUUUUUGUAUUUUUUUCAUUGAUUUGCCUUUUGUCAGACUGGAUGUUAAAUUGUAAAAAAUGUUUAACUAUUUUUGUUAACAACUUUAAUAAAACUUUAUGCUAGCCAAACUCCUACAUGAAUGGCAGACCUGUUUCCCCUUCUCGCCCCCUCUCAUUGGGGUGAGGAGGGGCUUUUAUUUUGCAGAGGGUGACUGUAAAACAGUAUGUCCGAGAGGCUUUUGAACGGUCCGCACCUGAUUGUAUUUGCUCUCUGCAUAUGUUUGAUUUGAAUAUCUGCUGGAAAACAAAACUGUCGAAGAUUUUAUUGGAGAAGCUAUGUAGUAACCUCUGAUACGUUUGAUAGUACUGUAGGAUGGCUCUCUCUAGAAAAGUACCUCCCUUACUUAAAGAACAACAGCAAAAGCGAACGGCUCCUGUGUUACGCUGGUGAUCAGCUGUCAGCAAACGGCUUAGUGUACUGAUGUAAUUAUUGCUUCAAAUUAGAUGUUACAGAAAAAUGUUAGGGGUCCUCUAAAACAAUUUAAGCCUACAAAACUUUAUAAAACGUGCUUUUAAAGGAAGAUUGAAAAGCCAUACUUCAUUAUUCUUACGCUCUCGCCAAGAAGGGCCACAUCAGAGCACCCAUAAUGUUUCCAGAGUUUGUGGUUAAGACAUUUAUGCCCAGUCUCAAUAGUUCAUGUUAAUAAAAACUUGUUUUCCACUUGUAGUGUAUGUAAGUAUACAUUUAAGUGAUGUAUUGUUUCAAAAAUAGUGCUUUAGUAAGACUCUAAAUGCUGACCUUUCACACUGAGGAACUGCCUUCCCUUUGCUAUUAAUGAUAUUGUUUGUAUCUGGCAAAAUCUAUUAAGAUUUUAAAUCUGGACCUAGGAUCAGUAGCAGGUAAAUAGUACAGAGCCUAUUUCACUCCUCCACGUGUGUACUAGGGGAAUUUUAUGAUGUAUGGUUUAAAAAACAAUAAAGUAAAUGCUGCUUUCGUUCUGUACCAAUAAAAAUUUUGAUAACUA